GGUAUUGUGCAUGGUUUGAUGAACCGUUCUAUCCAUCAUGAUCUUUCAAAGGAUGAGGCUGCCAUCUUCGGGUGGAGCGGUGCGACUGCGGUGGUGAAUGAGCAACUUCUUGCACUGACAAAAGUAAAGCAACCUCCGCAUGAUGCAGGGGCUUUUUCUUCUUCCUCUUCAAGUAGUCAUGCGCUUCCGCAGACAAAAAUGCCGAUGGAAGUGGCACUUACGGCGUUUCACAUGAUUCUGCUUUACAAUGAUCGUCUUGUUGUGUUGAAUCACCCUGCGGGUCUCACAUGGCGAGGCUCGUCCUCAACGUUACACGGUGACUGCCCGUAUGCAUGUGAAAUAGAGGAACGCAUACGAUUUGACCCCUUUCGCGCCACGAGGAAACUCCCGGAGUUGCGUGGAAUUGUGCGAGACACGGCAGCACGCAAGAUUUACAUUUUUGGAAAAAAUAUUUUGUGGGAGCUUCAGGUGGAACAAGAACAUCGACAGCAGUGGUGGUUGUUUUUGUAUCGAGCAGUGAACCGCAAUGAGUCACUCCCAUUAAGAAAGCGUUUUUUCCAAGCCGCAUACAAUAUUAGCAAAUAUCGUGCCUCCAGCAAAAAUAUUGUUCAGUUACUUCGGGGUAAAUUUCUUCUUCAGAUUGGAGCCAUUCAAUACGCAACGGAUAUUUUGGCCGACUGCGAUCGCUUUGAAGACAUUUACGAUCUUCUGGUCUCUCUACGCAAUUACAAGGUAUUGCAACUCUACGUGGAGAAGCGAUACAAACUUUUGUCCAAAUAUGCUUUGGAUACACCUGUAAUGCAGACCCAGCUGGCAUGUCUUUUUGCCCUUAUUGUGAUGCAACGGCUGAACGGCACUACACGAAGUGAGGUGAGUGAGAAAACGAGUGUGGAAGCAACCGCGAGUCUAAAUGCAUUCAUUGAACAGACUAUAAAGGAGAAACCCGCGUUGUUUAAAAGUCGUUCAUAUAAUGAUCUUAUCGCCCGCCUGUUGGAAGGACAAGGAAGGCCCGAACUGGCUCUUUGCUUUGCAGAGAGGAUCAAAAAGGCCCACUAUCUCCUUACGUAUUAUGUUUCGCAUGGGAAUUACAUCCAGGCGGCCGAUGUUCUUUCAACGCUCGCACGGCGAACGGAGACCCUUGAACUGUGGUACGAAUUUUCUCCUGUUCUCAUGAAAAAAUGCCCGAUUCGACUCACCACCGCCAUGCUGCGCGUCGGGACACGCGACUCACAGGGAGGGGCGUAUAUGUUGCUACAACUGGAACGGCUCAUUCCGAUUUUUAUUCAGUACUCCCCAGAGAUGAACGAGGAUCCAAGCAAUGGGGAACACCAAGUUAUCAUCUUCUUGGAACGCUGUAUCAACAAAUUUGACUGUGUGUCGACUGUUGUGCAUGAUUACUACUUGAGUCUUCUUGCGCAACAUGAUGGAGAGCGAUUGGAGGAAUUUCUUGAGUCGUCUCUUUUUUAUAGUGUUGAUUUUGCGUUGCGACGAUGUUUGGAGGCCCGCAGAUACCGGCAAUGUGUCGGACUUUAUCGUCGGUUACACCUCUAUGAAGAUGCCAUACGCACGGCUUUAGAAUGUUCCGAUCCGACACAUGGCACGGACGAGGAGUGGCCCGCCCUACGUGUUGCAAAAGAUGUUCUUCGAUCCCUUCCUAACAGUAUGGAAUCGUCAAAAGUAAAGAAACUUUGGCUUAUUGUGGCACAGUCUGUGUUAGAGAAGGGCAACGCCCGCAUGGCGCUUAGUGUCGUGGAGGAUUCUGGCGGUGUACUGAAGCUUGAGGAUAUUCUUGGGGACAUUAGUGAUAGUUUGGUUGUACAAGAAUUUAAGGACUCCAUAUGUAAGAGUCUGGACGCAUAUACAUCCUCCAUUGCAGCGUUGCGGGAUCAACAACUCGAGGCAAGUCAAAUAUCCGAAAAUCUAAAGCAGGAAAUUGCCCAAUUACAGGAUCGGUUUGGAUACAUUACGACUCGGCAACGAUGCAUGUUAUGUCACCGCCUCCUGUUACGAGGUUCUGCACCAUAUUUUAUUUAUCCCGAUUGCCAGCAUGCGGUACAUGAGGCCUGUGCCGUCUCAAAGCUGGAGGAAAUUGGCGGUCUGGAGGCUUUCCUUGCAGAUGAGGGUUUGCCAAGGCAAUUUCUGGAGGGUGUGACUUCUACGAGUGACCUGGCACAAAUGGAAUGUGUUCUUUGCGGCGAGGCGUCUAUAAUUGAAAUUGACAUUCCCCUAUUUGUCGAGCACCACUCGUGGUCCGUGGAGUAG
Trypanosoma cruzi is the source of this 2262-nucleotide messenger RNA. RefSeq lists its product as uncharacterized. The annotation marks the transcript as partial. Gene Ontology annotation, cellular component: HOPS complex; endosome. Lineage: Eukaryota; Euglenozoa; Kinetoplastea; Trypanosomatida; Trypanosomatidae. Gene Ontology annotation, biological process: endosome organization; vacuole organization; vesicle-mediated transport. Gene Ontology annotation, molecular function: protein-macromolecule adaptor activity. The transcript has a single exon. The record is from RefSeq and is a predicted model, not a curated record.